AAUUUGCCCUUAUCACGGAUGGACGCGGUAGACAGGUGACUGGCUCCAGCCAAAAAAGAACACGUGUUUGAUAUGCAAGCCUAACAAUAUGAGCCAUGCCAUUUAAAAUGACUUUGCAAGCAAGUAGCAGAUGCUAUCAGUCUGGCAUUACAUGUUUGGUAAUGCAUAUUCUUGUUCACUGUAUCCCUAAACCAUUUUCGUAGCUCCCUCCAUCCUCCUUUCCGAAAAGAGAAACCACCCAUUCAAUUUAAUUGACGCUGAAUCAGACGAACCGACGAAUACGCCGCUUCUCAGCUCCGGGACGCCAGGUGAGGGGACCGCCAAUGACACAGCCGAGGAGGGCGGAUGCUGUGGAAGCUUGACGUCACACCCUGGAAGCGAUAGGGGGAGUGACUUAUGCUUGUGGUGCAACAGAGAAUGACAAGAGGAGGAUGAGAGAGAAACAGACAGCCAGACGGAGAGGCUUUCUGUACCAAUAGGAAAUACAUAAGGCUUUCCUUAAAGGACGUGGGAAUUAAACAACAAGGAUGAGAAGCAAUGACUGAAUGUACGACGAUUGGCGACCUGUCCAGACUGUAUUCCCGCCUCUCGCCCAAUGCACUCUGGGAUAGGCUCCAGCCACCCCUGCGACCCUGACCAGGAUAAGCAGGUGGGGCUUCAGAGGGUGUGCCUACCCACAGGAGGUUCUGAUCUCAUGUGGACUCAUGUGCCUUUGUGAAGCCGGAGAAUUUGUCCCUCACCCCAAAUAACCUAUGGCCUCCUAGUUGCCAUCGCUCCUGAACUUCGCUCUCUUGCGGGUGAAACCAUGGACUAAAGUAACUGACUGACAUGAGCGUGCCAAUAUCAAGGCUGUCGCAGAACUUCACAGUGAACACAAGGAAAAUGACAGCUUGAAGCCAGUCUGGCGACCACGGAGCCUUUCGCUGCGGUCUGGGCAGCGCACCCACAUGAUCACAUGACUCUGGACAUGGACGCGGUCCUGUCGGACUUUGUUCGGUCCACAGGAGCCGAACCUGGUCUGGCACGAGACCUGCUGGAAGGUAAGAACUGGGACCUGAGCGCGGCACUCAGCGACUUCGAACAGCUGCGGCAGGUGCACACCGUCAACCUGCCGCGGGUCUUCAAUGAGGGCCGCUACUACAAGCAGCCGGAGCGGGACACGCCCCAACACCUCAGCAAAAUCGGGCGGUCGUGCCAGCCAAAGCAGGAGGACAAUGCUCAAGAGAAGCGCCUGUCUCGGGGCAUCUCCCACGCCAGCUCAGCCAUCGUGUCCCUGGCGCGCUCGCACGUGGCCAGCGAGUGCAACAGCGAGCAGCUGCCCCUGGAGAUGCCCAUCUACACCUUCCAGCUGCCCGACCUCAGCGUGUACAGCGAGGACUUCCGCAGCUUCAUCGAGAAGGACCUCAUCGAGCAGUCCACCAUGACGGCUCUGGAGCAAGCCGGGCGUCUGAACUGGUGGUCCACCAUGUGUACCAGCUGCAAACGUCUGCUCCCAUUGGCCACCACAGGGGAUGGGAACUGCCUACUGCACGCGGCCUCUUUAGGGAUGUGGGGUUUCCAUGACAGGGACUUGGUGCUGAGGAAGUCUCUGUACGCGAUGAUGAAGAGUGGGGCGGAGAGAGAGGCUCUGAAGAGGAGGUGGAGAUGGCAGCAGACACAGCAGAACAAGGAGUCGGGACUAGUGUACACAGAAGAGGAAUGGGAGAAAGAGUGGAACGAGCUUCUGAAACUUGCCUCCAGUGAGCCACGUACAAACUUCAGCAAAAACGGAAACACCAGUGGGGGGGUGGAUGGCUCAGAGGAUCCCGUGUAUGAGAGCCUGGAGGAGUUCCACGUGUUCGUCCUGGCCCACGUCCUGCGCAGGCCCAUCGUGGUGGUGGCCGACACCGUGCUCCGAGACUCUGGGGGAGAAGCGUUUGCUCCCAUCCCAUUUGGAGGCCUAUACCUGCCACUGGAGGUUCCCCCAAACCGCUGCCACUGUUCCCCACUGGUUCUGGCCUAUGAUCAGGCACACUUCUCCGCUCUGGUGUCCAUGGAGCAGAAGGACCAACAUCGAGAACAAGCCAUCAUCCCGCUGACUGACUCAGAGCACAGGCUGCUUUCCCUCCACUUUGCCGUGGACCCAGGCAGGGACUGGGACUGGGGGCAGGACGACAACGACAACGGCAAACUCGCCAAUUUGAUCCUGUCCUUGGAAGCGAAAUUAAACCUUCUGCACAGCUACAUGAAUGUAACAUGGAUACGAAUCCCAUCUGAAACAAGGGCCCCCCUGGCUCAGCCUGAGUCUCCCACUGCCUCAGCAGGAGAGGACGUGCAGUCCCUGGCCGACUCCAUGGACUCGGACCGCGAGUCCGUCUGCAGCAACUCCAACGUCAACGGCGGCAAGCCGGGCAAGGAGAAGGACAAGGACAAGCUGCGCAAGGACAAGGACAAGAACCGUACGGACUCUGUGGCCAACAAGCUGGGGAGCCUCAGCAAGUCCCUGGGGAUCAAGCUGAAGAAGAACAUGGGGGGGCUGGGAGGGCUGGUCCACGGAAAGAUCAGCAAGUCCAACUCCGUCAAUGGCCGCAGCACUGAGAAUGGGGAAGCCAAGGCCAAGAAGAAGGACCCCAAACCCCGUAAAGGCAGCAAGGAGGACUCGGGGCAGUCUGCCAGCACCUCGUCAUCCGAGAAGGCCACCAGCCCCUCCCCUGUCGACAGGGCCUCGGGUGCCUCGCCCGUUGAGAAGCCAGGUGCCCCGGGCAAGCCCUCCAGCGACCGGGCCUCCGAAAACUGGAAGUACAGCACGGAUGUCAAGCUGAGCGUCAACAUCCUGCGGGCGGCCAUGCAGGGUGAGAGGAAGUUCAUCUUCGGUGGCCUGCUGCUGACCAGCCACCGCCACCAGUUCCACGAGGAGAUGAUCAGCUUCUACCUGAGCAGCGCCCAGGAGCGCUUCAGUGCCGAGCAGGAGCAGAAGAGGAAGGAGGCGGAGAAGAAGCCCUCAUCCAACGGUGUGACCUUGAAAAAGCCUGAGCAGGAGAGCGCCUUCCAGAAGGAGAGGUCAGACAGGUCAGACAGCUCGCCCAACGAGGGCUGCUCCCCAGUCCUGCACCAAAGCCGCAGCUCCCAGCUGGUCCUGAAGGUCCAGGGGCGGCAGAGUCCUACGCCUGCCCCCUUCUCCUCCCCCGGUGUCAAGAGGGUAGGCCCUGUACCCGUGUCCGCCCAUUACAGCCAUACACCGCCCGUGCAGAGGCACAGCGUUAUUCACCUGCGGGAUAUGAACUUGCAGCCCUCCAGCUUGCGGGAGGAGCCGUACCGGCCCGUAGUAGGCACCCUAAAGACCUGUGCCACCUACCCGCAGCAGAACCGUACCCUGUCCUCCCACAGCUAUAGCCCUGCCCGCCUGCCAGGGGUUCGAAGCAUUGCGGUGGACACGGCGCAGUCCCUCGUCUAUGGCACGCCCGGUGGGCACAAGUCGCAUACUUACACCAACGGUUUCGGCACCGCCGAUAUCCGGGACUGCCUGGAGUUUGCCGACGAGGAUUCCCCGCGAGUCCGCCCCAACCACGAACGAAUGAAAGGCCGAAGCACGGGGUGCAAUCCCUACUGCGCCCAGCAGGAGCAGUGCAAGAGGGAGAACUGCUCCUUCUAUGGCCGGCCAGAGACUGAAAACUUUUGCUCCUACUGCUAUAAGGAGGAGCUGAAACGCAGGGAGAGGGAGGGAAAGGUGCACAGGCCUGGAUAGCCCAGGGUCAAUGCGGACACGACUGCCGCAGGUGACCACCCAGCCCCAGAAACACUCCUAGAUGCCACAUUGAGAGGAUGCUGGAACAAGAAAUUUCCUCUGUGCUUUGAGAAUCACACAAAGUCACAUUUGAGGUUGCUAAAGGACAGACUCCCUGCUCCCCGUCAAUGAACUGCAUUUCCUCAUGUAAUUGUUACAAUAUCUUUCUAUUAGUACGAGUGGACAAUGGAACUUGACAGUAAAUUAAACUGAAAUGAGUUUACAGCUUUGGCCAGAGACAUUGCUUUAGUCACACAGUUUUAUUAAUUGAAGUGAAAUAUUGUUUUUCAUGUCAUGCCAGUAGGCACAUAUAGAUUCCCUGUUUCAACAGAGACAGAAGUGAAGCUUAAUUUUGCAGAUUGCGAACCUAAGCAAAGAAAUUACUUGAACAGUACUGUUUUUAAGCAUUUUAAUAUAAUACAUAAUUUAUUCACUUUAUUUAUUAUUUAUAAAAUGAUGGAUUUUUAUGGUGCAAAAUUACAUAUGGUGAAUUACGUAGGGAGACAAACAUGCUAGUACCACGAUUGACUUUUUAAAAGCAAUAAGUUUCUCAGUGUGAGAAAACUGUAUUGAAACCUUCCUUAAAUUGAGCUAUGCAUCUAUUAUAUUGGUUAAUAGUGGUCAAUAGUACUUUCUUAUUACAAGAGAUUGCCUCCUGUGUCUAACAGAGCUGUGUAGCCAAGUACAUCACUUUGUAUGAUAGAAAUCCAGAAACACUACAAGCUCUCACAGUUGUGUUACUAAACUGCCCUCUGAUGGCUUGAGGUAGGUUAAUAAUAAUCAAUGAAAGGAAUAAGUAAAACUUCAUGAUUAUUGAAAAUAAUAAGAAUCCCUACAAAAACCUUUUAAGUCCUUCUGGUUUGUCCUCAUAACACUACAAGAAGUUGACAGUAAUGUAGAGGGAAAAUGAAGUGAAGUUAUAAAAUACAUACACUCUGUGUCGCAGUUCCAUUAUGGAGUAUGGCUUUAUCAUUUGGAAAGAAUGGCCACUGGCAGACUGUCAGGUCCAUCAGGGUAUUGUCCGCAGUAUUCCAUGGGCUAGCACGACCAUUGCUAAUGCUUUGGUGUGCCAUAAUAAUAAGCCUCGUUCUAUUAAGCCUCGUUCUAUUGAUGUCUACCCUGCUUACUCAUUGUACAGCAUGCCUGUGUGUAUAUGCUACUGUAUAAUGGUUGAGCUAGGUUUUGUGUGCAUGAGUGGGUGGGUGAGGGUGCAUUGUUGAGGGCCCUGUCUCUGACCCCACAGUAUGCUACUGGAAAUGGCUAAGACCUGAACCACAACUGACCCACAGAAAGAGCAGGAGCUAGGGCAAAUGGAAGGUUAAGCCCAUUUGUUCUGUGCUGGACAGCAGUUUAAUUCAUAAUCAUAAUUCAGAUUGUAGGAUAGAGCUGACAUUUCAACACAUUUUGGUGAGUGUAACUUUACCCAAAAUGUAGCUACUGAGGAGUACUGUAGGACAGUUAACUUUUCUCCUUUACGCUGGCUAAUGCUUUAUUUUUCUGAGCACUGCUACUCAGUUUUCACUCCUGUGUGUAUUCACUGCAAGUUAACACACAUAAAUCACCAUGAAUGCUUCAUGGCAUGAACUCCACAAUUAAAAAACUCAAUUUUUCAAAUUUGUCAAAAUAGUGGACAGAAGAUUUGGUUGCCAUGGAGCCAUAAAACUGGGCUAUCAAACCCAUUCAAUUAUUUUGUAAUGAAGGCUUUGUCCACACACACACACACACACACAAUCCUGAUAACCUUCUUAAAUGCAUUUUAUAAAUAAAGAAAAAAAUCUACCAUAGUAAGGUAAUUUCUGUUUUUGUAAUAUUUCUGAAUUGCCAAAUAGUCUCUUGGCCAAGGAUGUCUGCUGCUAUUUCAGUUGAGUUCAGGUUUCUACUAAACAUUUUGCAUUCCACUUCUUCCCUAUUUCUAUGUACAGUAACAGGUUCAUGGACUGUCACCAUUAGAAAUGUAAAAUAUUAUUUUUUAUUCAUUUGAGUUUUACACUUCUUUAAAUGAUUAAUUUGCACAUUAGGUACAGAUGUAAAUAUUAAAAAAGAAUUACAACAAAGAUUAGUUUAUUGUUAAACAAGCUGUGUGUGUGUGGUUUUUGUAUGUUUGUGAACUACUGAAUUUACAAGCCAAUGUUAAUCUGUAAAAUAGAAAAAAAUAUAAUAUAAUUGAAUAUUAUUUCCACAAAAUUCCAUGAAGCAAUA
Messenger RNA from Anguilla rostrata (American eel), 5962 nucleotides. Its product is annotated as OTU domain-containing protein 7A-like. The record is from RefSeq and is a predicted model, not a curated record. Gene Ontology annotation, cellular component: nucleus; cytoplasm. The coding region runs from base 956 to 3724 and encodes 922 amino acids. Gene Ontology annotation, biological process: protein K11-linked deubiquitination; protein K63-linked deubiquitination; protein K48-linked deubiquitination. Gene Ontology annotation, molecular function: zinc ion binding; DNA binding; K63-linked polyubiquitin modification-dependent protein binding. The transcript is spliced from 15 exons. Lineage: Eukaryota; Metazoa; Chordata; Actinopteri; Anguilliformes; Anguillidae.